Messenger RNA from Taeniopygia guttata (zebra finch), 4807 nucleotides. NCBI's taxonomy places the organism in Eukaryota, Metazoa, Chordata, Aves, Passeriformes, Estrildidae. The record is from RefSeq and is a predicted model, not a curated record.
UUUUGGGGACCCCCCCCCGGAUUUUGGGGACCCUCCCCGGAUUUUGGGGACCCCCCCCGCCAUGGCGCUUUGGCUCCUCUGGCUCUGGGUCCCCCUGGGGCUGGCGGAGGAGGAGACGCUGCUGGACACGCGGCUGGAGACGAGUGAACUGCGCUGGACCGUGCACCCCGAGGGGGAGGGACAGUGGGAGGAGCUGAGCGCGCUGGACGCCGAGCUGGGCGCGGCCGUGCGCACCUUCGAGGUGUGCUCGGGGCGGGGCCCAAACCCCGCCCACAACAGCCCAAACCCCGCCCACAACAGCCGAAACCCCGCCCACAACAGCCCAAACCCCGCCCACAACAGCCGAAACCCCGCCCACAACAGCCGAAACCCCGCCCAGAAUGGCUUUAGCUCCGCCCAGAAUGGAUUUAGCCCCGCCCAGAAUGGAUUUAGCUCCGCCCAGAACAGCUGGAGCCCCGCCCAGAACAGCUGGAGCCCCGCCCAGAACAGCUGGAGCCCCGCCCAGAACAGCUGGAGCCCCGCCCAGAACAGCUGGCUGCGCUCGCGGUGGGUCCGGCGCGGCGCCGCCACCACGGUCAUGGCCGAGAUCCGAUUCACCGUCAUGGCGUGCGAUGGGCACGGGGGGACAAGGGGGGCGCGGGGGGCGCGGGGGGCGCCCGACACACCUGGGGAGAUGCCCAGGGACACACCUGGGGACACACCUGGGGACACACCUGGGGACACACCUGGGGACACACCUGGACACGACCCCAAACCCGUCAAUCUCCAUGGAAACGACCCCAAACCGCUCAGUUUCUAUGGAAACGACCCCAAACCCGUCGAUCUUUAUGGAAAUGACCCCAAACCCAUCAAUUUCCAUGGAAACAACCCUGAACUUGUCAAUCUCCAUGGAAACAACCCCAAACCGACCAAUUUCCAUGGAAACGACCCCAAACCCAUUGAUCUCCAUGGCAACGACCCCAAAAAUCUCAAUUUCUAUGGAAAUGACACCAAACCCAUCAAUCUCCAUGGCAACAACCCCAAAAACCUCAAUUUCUAUGGAAAUGACCCCAAACUCAUCAAUCUCCAUGGAAAUUAUGCCAAACCCAUCGAUCUCCAUGGCGAAGACCCAAAACUGCUCCAUUUCUCCAGAAACAACCCCAAAUACAUCAAUCUCCAUGGCGAUGACCCAAAACUGCUCAAUUUCUCCAGAAACGACCCCAAACCCAUCGAUCUCCAUGGAAACAACCCCAAACCCAUUGAUCUCCAUGGCAACAAGCCCAAUAACCUCAAUUUCUAUGGAAACGACCCCAAACCCAUCGAUCUCCAUGGCAACAACCCUGAAGACUUUGAUCUCCAUGGCAACAACCCCAAAACCCUAAAUUUCUAUGGAAAUGACCCCAAACCCAUCGAUCUCCAUGGCGAAGACCCAAAACUGCUCAGUUUCUCCAGAAACGACCCCAAACCCAUCGAUCUCCAUGGAAAUGACCCAAAACUGCUCCAUUUCUCCAGAAACGACCCCAAACCCAUCGAUCUCCAUGGCGACGACCCAAAACUGCUCCAUUUCUCCAGAAACGACCCCAAAUACAUCGAUCUCCAUGGAAACGACCCAAAACCGCUCAAUUUCUCCAGAAACAACCCCAAACCCAUCGAUCUCCAUGGCGAUGACCCAAAACCGCUCAAUUUCUCCAUAAACGACCCCGACCCCGCCCCGCCCCCCCCGCGUGGCCGCCGCCGCCGCGCCGCCGCGCGCACCUGCAAGGAGACCUUCUCGGUGUUCUACCACGAGUCGGACGCCGACACGGCCACGGCCACCUCGCCGCCCUGGAUGGAGAACCCCUACGUCAAGGUGGACACGGUGGCGGCCGAGCACCUGACGCGCCGUCCCGGCGGCGGCGCCGGGGCUCCGCGGGGCCGCGUCAACCGCAAGGUGCUGCGGUUGGGCCCGUUGAGCCGCGCCGGGUUCUACCUGGCCUUCCAGGACCUGGGCGCCUGCAUGGCGCUGCUCUCGGUGCGCCUCUUCUUCCGCCGCUGCCCCGCCGCCACCGCGCGCCUGGCGCGCUUCCCGGCCACCGUGCCCGCCGAGCUGGUGGCGCCGGUGCCCGGCGUGUGCGUGCCGGGCGCCGUGCCGGCCGGCGAGGGCGAGCCGCUGAUGUACUGCCGCGAGGACGGGCGCUGGGCCGAGCCGCCGGCGCUGGGCUGCGUCUGCGGGCCGGGCAUGGAGCCGGGCGAGGGGACGGGGUGUCGGCGUGAGUUUGGGGGUGUUUGGGGGGUGUUUGGGGCGCUGGGCUGCGUCUGCGGGCCGGGCAUGGAGCCGGGCGAGGGGACGGGGUGUCGGCCCUGUCCCCCCGAAACGUUCAAGGCGGAGGCGGGGGGGGGUCGCUGCCGGCCCUGCCCCCCCCAGAGCGAAGCCCCCUCCCCCGGCGCCCCCUCCUGCCGCUGCCGCCCCGGGUUCUUCCGCGCCCCCGGCGAGGGACCCCCGGAACGCUGCUCCGCCCCCCCCUCGGCGCCGCGGGCGCUGUCGGCGCGGCUGAACGGGUCGGUGGUCCGUCUGUCCUGGAGCCCCCCGCGGGCCGGGGCCGAGCGGCCGGACCUGCGCUACAGCGUGGGGUGCCGGGCGUGCCCCCCGGCCCGUGGGGCGCCCCCCGAGUGCGGCCCCUGCGAGCCCCUGGCCUGGGCGCCCCCCCCCCAGGGGCUGCGGACCCCCGCGGUCAGCGCGGCCGGACUGCGGCCCCGCGUCACCUACAGCUUCAGGGUCAGCGCCCGCAGCGGGGUCAGCCCCCCGGGACCCCCGGAGCCCCCCGCCGCCGAGAUCAACGUCACUGCUGGGGCUGACGGUGAGACCCCAAAACGGCCAAAAACGGCCCCAAAAUCAUCAAAAACCACCCUAAACAGCCCAAAAACGGCCAAAAACGGCCCAAAAACCAUCCCAAAAACCCCCCCGGAGCCCCCCGCCGCCGAGAUCAACGUCACCGCGGGGGCUGACGGUGAGACCCCAAAAACGGCCAAAAAACGCCCAAAAAACGCCCAAAACGGCCCAAAAACACCCCAAAACGGCCAAAAACGGCCCCAAAAUCACCUAAAACAGCCCAAAACCCCCCCCGGAGCCCCCCGCCGCCGAGAUCAACGUCACUGCUGGGGCUUGCCGCCCCCCGUGUCCGACGUGGUGCGGGUGGGGGGGGGUCCCGGGGGGGUCACCCUGGCCUGGCCCAGCCCCCCCCAGGGCCCCCCCGGGCCCCCCGUGCUGGACUACGAGGUCAAGUUCUACGAGAAGCUGGGGGGCGGGGAGGGGCCCCCCCAGUUCCUGAAGGUGCCGCGGCCGCGGGCGGAGCUCGGGGGGCUGCGCCGGGGGGGCCUCUAUGGGGUGCGGGUCCGGGCGCGCUCCGAGGGCGGCUACGGAGACUUCGGGCCCGAGACCACGCCCGGGGGGGUCCCGGGGGGGUCGUGGCGGGCGCCGCCAUCCUCGGGGGGCUCCUGGUGCUGGCGCUGCUGGGGGGGGGCCCUGGCCUGCCGCAGGCGCUGGCGGCUCCGGGUGGAGAAGCAGCGACGUCGCCCCGGGGGGCUCGGCAGGAAACUCUACAUUGACCCCCUGAGCUACGAGGAGCCCGAGGGGGCCCUGAGGGACUUCGCCACCGAGAUCGACGCGGCCCACGUCACCAUCCACGAGGUCAUCGGGGCAGGCGAGUUCGGCGAGGUGUGGCGCGGGCGGCUGGCGCUGCCGGGCCAGCCCGAGGCCGAGGUGGCGGUGAAGACGCUCAAGGGCGGCGCGGGCGAGCGGCAGCGCCGGGAGUUCCUGCGCGAGGCCGCGCGCAUGGGGCAGUUCCGGCACCCCAACGUGGUGCGGCUGCGCGGCGUCGUCAGCACCGCCGGGCCCCCCGCCAUGAUCGUCACCGAGUUCCUGCUGCACGGCGCCCUCGACGCCUUCCUCAGGGGCCGCGAGGGGACCCUGCCCACGCUGCAGCUGGUGGCCAUGCUGCGCGGCAUCGCCGCCGGCAUGCGUUACCUGGCCGAGGCCGGCUUCGUGCACCGGGACCUGGCGGCGCGGAACGUUCUGGUGGACGCCCACCUGGUCUGCAAAGUCUCCGACUUCGGCCUCUCCCGCGCCCUCGGCGGCGCCCGCGACAGCGACCCCACCUACACCAGCUCCCUGGGCGGGAAGAUCCCGAUCCGCUGGACGGCGCCCGAGGCCAUCGCCUUCCGCACCUUCACCUCGGCCAGCGACGUCUGGAGCUUCGGCAUCGUCAUGUGGGAGGUGCUGAGCUUCGGCGAGAGACCCUACUGGGACAUGUCCAACCAGGACGUGAUCAACGCGGUGGAGCAGGACUACCGCCUGCCGCCGCCGCCGCGCUGCCCGGCGCCGCUGCACCGGCUGAUGCUGCAGUGCUGGCAGCGCCAGCGCGGCGCCCGCCCCACCUUCCCGCACCUGCUGCGCGCCCUGGACCACCUGAUCCGGCGCCCCGAGACCCUGCGCCCGCCCGCCGCGGACCCCCGCAGCCCCGCCCCGUCCCACCUGGAGCCGGGCAGGUGCGAGGAGCCCUCGGGCGGCGCCGGGCUGGAGCUGCUGCCGCGGCUGCGCGGCGAGGACCUCCUGCACAUGGGCGUGGCGCCGGGCGGGCGCCGGCCGCGGGUCCUGGAGGGCGCCCAGAGCCCGCCCGGACCCCCCAAAGGGGACCCCCAGUGCUGACACCGCCCCCGGCCCCGCCCACGGCAAGAUGGCCGCCGCGGAGCGGCGCUGGGGGAGGAGGUGGCUGGAGGAGCAAGAUGGCUGCUGGGACAACAUGGCCGCCAGGACAAGAUGGCUGCCGAUUCAAUAUGGCAACCAGGACAA